This is a messenger RNA of Didymodactylos carnosus, 2157 nucleotides long. The record is from the annotation of a GenBank genome assembly. Lineage: Eukaryota; Metazoa; Rotifera; Eurotatoria; Philodinida; Philodinidae.
AUGUCAUUAUUCCGUGAACAAAAAUAUGAAUUAUUAAAUAAUAAUGUUGAAGGUAUUAAAUGUCAAAAUUUAGAUAAUCAACUUGUUACCAAAUGUUUUCAAAUCUCUUGUGGAUUAUGUAAUCAUUGUCGUGUGUUUCUUUGCAUAAAACACAUGGUUCAACACAAUACAUUACCACAAACAGAUAAAGAUGAUCCAGAAAGAGAGAAAAUAAUUGAUGUAAUUAAUAAAAAUCAAAUGAUUAUUGAUGAUAAUAAAACUAUUGUGCAAUACUCAAAAAAUUUAUCAACAAAUAUUUUAUCUACAAAAAUUAAACAAACAACAACUAUUGAAUCACUUCCGAAUGAAAUAAUGCUUAUUAUAUUUAGUUAUCUAUCAUCUAUUGAUAUUAUAUCAACAUUUUAUGGUAUGAAUGAUAAUGUAAAUAUAUUAAUUGAAAAUUGUUUUUCAAAAAAAGUUGAUUUAUCACCCGUACAAUCGUAUGAUAUUUUUAAAGAUUGUUUCGAUCGUAUAUUUCCCUGUAUUGGUUCAAAUGUAACAACAUUAAUUGUUGGUGAUGAAUAUCAUUAUGAACAGUUAGAUAUAUUUUUUAAUUCAAUUCAAAAUCGUAAUUUAGCUGAUUUAUUUCCAAAUCUUGAAUUAUUAACAUUAUUAUGGAUACGUAUAACAAAUUUAUCAACAUUAUCUCAAUCAUCAUUUCAAAAAUUAUCAACAUUAAGUUUAACAUUUAAUAAUCAUAAAUAUGAGAUGACUAAUAUUGAUCAAAUAUUAAAAAUAAAUUCAUUAAAAUAUUGUCUUAUUGAUAAUGUAUCUGUAACUGUAACUGAAUCACCUAUUUUAACAAAUUCAUUUAUUCGUCAAUUAAGUAUUUAUAAUUUAUCAAAUUUUGAAAGUAUUAUUAUUUUAUUAAGAAAUUUAAUACAACUUGAACAUUUAGAUGUUAAAAUUAAUCGUGAUGUACAAAUUAUUAAUGAUCAUAUUGAUUUACCAAAACAAAUAAAUUUAAAACAUUUUGGUCUAUGUUGGAAUAUUUCAAAACAUCGAACAUAUAUUAUAAUUAAAAAUUUAAUUAAAAAUCAUUUAACACAAUUAGAACAUCUUUCAUUAAGAAUUAAAGGUCGACAUUGGCAAUCACAAGAAUGGCUUGAUGGAAAUCAAAUUAAAAAUGAUUUAUUAGUUAAUUGUACACAACUUAAAGAGUUUAUUUUCUGUUUCAAAUUUAAUUCAAUUUAUUUAUUAAUUCGUAAUAGUCAUGAUUUAUUACAAACAUUUCGUAGUGAUUAUUGGCUUAAACAACAUGAAUGGUCAGUUGGUAUUAGUAUGAACGGAUUUCAAUGUCGUCUAUUUUCAUUACCCUAUCCAUAUCAUUAUGUUGAUUAUGAUGAAAAUUUCUUAUUAAAAUCAAAACAAAAUUCAGAUAAAAAAUGUAUACCACAUACUGGCUGGACAAAUGUAAAAAUUGUACGCCUAUUAAAUGAUCAUAUUAAAUUAAGUUCAUUAAAAAAAUUUAAUGAAUCAUUUACAAAUAUAUCAACAUUAUUUAUAAAAACAUUUGAUUCAUCAUUAACAAAUGGAAUGUAUCAUUAUUCAUUUUUUAAAAAUAUAAAACGUUUAGAUUUAUCAUCAUGUGCAAAUAGAAAUUCAACAAAAAAUGCUCUAUUAUCAGCACAAACAGCUACAAAUCUUGUAAAUUUAACAGUACAUUAUAUUGACCUAUUAACAACAACAAAUCAUUUUCAACAGUGUGUGUUUUUAUUUCGAUUUAUAAAAAUUCUAUGUGUACACGAGUUUUUUAUUAAUCAAUUAGAUGAAUUUUUUGUUCAUUUUUCUAACGUUGAUACAUUAGAAUUACGAAAAACAAGUCGAUCAAUAUAUGUUUAUGAAUAUAUUUCAUUGAUAUUAACAACAAUGGCCAAAAAUAAAACAUGUUCAAUUAGUUUAUAUAUUGAAUUUGUUAAACGAAUGGAUAAUCAAGAAAAAUUAGAAAUGGAUAUUAAACUAAGUCAAAAACGAUUCUAUUCGAAUCAUGAUCAUUAUUUUGUCAAAUUUUGGGGUAAUGCUCAAACGAUUUACGAUCAUUUUAAACUAUCUACAAAACGAAAUGAUCUUAGGACUAUUGAAUCAGAGUGUAAACGUUUUAAGCAUGAUUUACUCUAA